ACCUCCCUCUGAUGAUACAAGUUUUCUGCAUGCAAAAGGGACACACACUGUUCACUGAACUUGACUUCUUACAAGCAAUCAUUCCAAUUAAUGAUGCCAACAUUCAUUCUUCUCAAAGGAAAAGGGUUUCAUUCACCUGCCUGAUGGUGCCAUAUAAAACGUUCAGCAGUUAAAGAUACACAGCUCAGCAGUGCACAGCCCUAUAAACAAAGAGGAGCAGAGAGGAAAGGAGUGUUUCAGUCCUGUUCAACAGCAUAUCCUGUUACUUCACUGACAACAGAAUGUUCUCUACAUACCCUGUACAAAACAUUAAAUCUAAUCGCAGACCUGUCUUCUCAAGCAGGUCUUUCCAUGGGAACCUAGUAUCCAGAUCACAACAGCCUAUUUCCACUAGCUCUUUCCCCAUGCUGUCUUCUGCAGUUCAUGGGGCUACUGCUGGCCUUGCUGGGUUCAGUAAUGAUGUACUGGCAACCAAUGAGAAACUGACAAUGCAAAAUCUGAAUGACCGUUUGGCAAGCUAUCUGGAAAAAGUGCAUGCCCUGGAGGAAGCAAAUCAUAAGCUGGAAAGGCAGAUUCAAGGCUUACUUAUUCAAAGGACUCCAGUCACUGUAGACUUUGACACAAAGUAUUCAGAAGCUGCUGCUUUUAAAGAACAGAUUGAGAAACUGACCAACGAGAAUACAAAACUUCUACUGGAUAUUGACAAUGCAAAACUGACUGCAGAGGACUACAGACUGAAAUGGGAGACUGAAGUAUACAUCAGACAGACAGCAGAAAGAGAUACCUUUAACCUGAAGAAAAUAAAGAGUGACCAUGAGAACUACAGCAUUACCCUGAAAAUUCAGCUGGAGGACCUGCAAAAUGAGCUGGCUGCCUUACAAAGUAGUCACGCAGAGGAGCUCUCCAGUAUCAGAGAUGAUGUUACCAGAGAAAAGGUGAAUGUUGAAGUUGACAGUGUGCCGGGAGAAGACCUCACAAAGGCCAUAAAUGAAGUCCGAAUGAAGUAUGAAGCAUAUGCCAUGAAGAAGAAGGAAGAAAUAGAUACAUGGCACACAAGCCAGCUGAAAGGGCUCUCGGAAGAAGUGCAGAAGAAUACUGAGGCAGUUCACAGUGCUAAGGAAGAAAUCACUGAGAAGCGCCGUACUGUGCAGAGUCUUGAAACUAAGCUAGAAUCUCUACGUAAUCAGGUAAAAGCUUUAAGUGGAAAUCUUGAACAAACCAACCACACAUAUGCAGACACUAUUGGGGAUCUGCAAAGAAGUAUCAUAAGUGUGGAAGAGCAGCUGAAAGAGAUACAUGACAGCAUGAAACAGCAGAAGCAUGAAUAUGAGCAACUUCUGAAGAUCAAGGAGAACCUAGAAGCAGAGAUUAUUGUCUACAGACGUCUGCUUGAAGGAGAGGACCAAUUUAUGAAACUAUCUGCCUUGGAGGAGACUAAUAAAACAGUUCAGCAUUCAUCUGCACAAAUGAAAUCUGAGUUGGGAUCUACAGCAAGUCUACAAGCUUCUACACAGGGGAAGUCAGCAGAUGGGUCCUCAGGAACUCAUAAUUCCUCUUCUGUGCAAGACAAAUCAACAAAGGCUUCAGCAACCCAGAUCUCCUCACAGAUGACUUCAACAAGCACAUCUACAUCUAUCCAACAGGCCUCAUCAGCACAGAAUACAUCUGCAAGUGACUCAACAGCAACAAAAACAACAACAACACAAAAAUCCACAAUGACACAACAGAAAUCAGAAAAUGAUUCUACAGCAAACAGAGAUGCAUUAAAUGUAAGAGACAAGUCAGUUGAUGGGUCCUCAACAACAAUAAAGUCAUCUUCAACCCAAGACAAGUCAGCAGAUGGGUCCUCAACAAUCAUAAAAUCAUCUUCAACCCAGGAGGAGUCAGCAAUUGGGUCAUCAACAGCUAUAAAGGCAUCAUUGAACAAGGACAAGUCUGCAGAUGCUUCAACAACCAUAAAGUCUUCUUUGGCACAGGAGGAGUCAGCAAUUGGGUCAUCAACAGCUAUCAAGUCAUCACUGAACAAGGACAAGUCUGCAAAUGCUUCAACAACAACUGUAAAGUCAUCUUUGACCCAGGACAAGUCUGGAGAUACUUCAUCAACAACUGUAAAGUCUUCUUUAACCCAGGGCGAGUUAAUAAAUGGAUCAACUAAAACAACAGUAAUCAAAGCCACCACCCAGCAGCUGCUCUCUGCACAGGAGAAGUCAGUGAGCGGAUCUGCAGAAAUCCAAGAAUUAUCAGCAACACAGGAAACAACUGGACAUAUUUCUGAUGAGGAAUCAUCAACAAAGGUGGCAGAGAGUGAUAUCAGAAUUAGGAAAACGGUACAAAUUAUUACCCAGACCAUGCUUGAUGGCAAACUUAUCAAUGAAACUACUGAAGUUCAAUCAGUGGAGGAAAUAAAGCAACCUCUCAGUUGUUAAAAUAUUCAAGGUUCACUAAAUAAUACAAAGAUAAUAGAUUUUUUUCGCUGUUCAGUAAAUAAUGUCCAAUUAAGAACUGUUUGCAGCCAGCUGAGUAAGUAUAGAUGGAUUUUGGUAUGGGGUCUUCUGAGCAAGCAUGCAUUGCUGUGGUGAUUGAAGCCAUACCAAAUGAAACUUCCAGGAUCAUGAUUUUAGAUCUGCCAAAAUCAAACAAAUAAAUGUUAUACAUCUAGUCUUAUGUACUUAUCUAAAGUGUUGGACGUUAUGCCAAGUCUUUGUGGAAUGGUGUUAGAUUGGUAAAAAGUACUAAUAUGUCUGAAGGUUAGGGGAAAUAAUUACUGAUAGUGUGUAUUUGUCAGUUUGAAGACAUGGUCAGAGAUGAACAAAUCUUCAACGCAGCACUGGAGAUUGAGAAAAACUAUGAACUCAGGAUGCAGGAUGACGACUAUUGAUUACACAGAGCCAACAUCGGAUGAGGUGGUGUGAUUACAUUUUAGACUGACCUUAAGGAAAUUCUCCUUCAAUUUCUGCCACUGAAUAGAAUAUUCUGCAAGCUAAUGUAGUAAAAGAAAACUGUAUCAAUUCUGGAAAUUAAAUGCAAGGUUUGGUGAAAUCGAUGAUAAAGGGAAGGAUGCUGUGUUAGUGCAGGAAUAAUACAACAGAAUGAUAUGUGGAGCGCCUACUUCUGAGAACAACGCAGUAUCAGUUACCAUUAGAAUGUUUGAUGUUGCCAAAUAUUGUGUUACUUCCAAAUUUGUAUUACCUCAUAAAAUAUUUUCAGAGACAGAGUGUUAUAUACAGAAUAGUAAUUGUGUGUUUCAUCUGGAUUUUGUAAAUAAAUGUUAUUCAAGAUAAACUCAGUUCUGAUGGAAAUAUAUUACCGGAAUAUUCGCAAUGCAAAAAUCCACAUAUAGGUGUGCUCAAAAAUAAAAAAAUAAUGUGUUCUAACAACAAACUCUAUGGAUGCUGCAAUGUAACUAAAUUGUGAACAGUAAAAAACAUAUGCUGACAAUGU
Messenger RNA from Protopterus annectens (West African lungfish), 3441 nucleotides. RefSeq names its product keratin, type I cytoskeletal 18-like. The record is from RefSeq and is a predicted model, not a curated record. Gene Ontology annotation, molecular function: structural molecule activity. NCBI's taxonomy places the organism in Eukaryota, Metazoa, Chordata, Ceratodontiformes, Protopteridae. Bases 282 to 2426 code for a protein of 714 amino acids. The transcript is spliced from 26 exons.